Messenger RNA from Platichthys flesus (European flounder), 7319 nucleotides. It is a transcript of the gene foxp1b, whose product is annotated as forkhead box P1b. The transcript has 20 exons. Gene Ontology annotation, molecular function: RNA polymerase II cis-regulatory region sequence-specific DNA binding; DNA-binding transcription repressor activity, RNA polymerase II-specific. The record is from RefSeq and is a predicted model, not a curated record. NCBI's taxonomy places the organism in Eukaryota, Metazoa, Chordata, Actinopteri, Pleuronectiformes, Pleuronectidae. Bases 728 to 2803 code for a protein of 691 amino acids. Gene Ontology annotation, cellular component: nucleus. Gene Ontology annotation, biological process: regulation of transcription by RNA polymerase II.
CGAUGUGUGUGUUUGCACUGAACGUUGUUUACCCAGCAGGUGGAUAUGACGUCACGGACUUGGAACAUCAAAACAACAACAUCCAAAUCCGCGAUUCUUUCCCUUUUCCCUCCUCAUCCUCUCCUUCUCUCUCCUCUUCUUCUUCGUGUUAAAAUCUAAAAACAACAUUAAAGAAAGAGAGCUCGAGCGAGACACACUGGGAGGCAGCGAACGUCCAACUCCAUUUUUUUUUUUUGCUUCUUCUUCUUCUUUUUUUCCUCGACGCCCUCGGUAAGAUUAUUAUUUGCUCCUGUCUGCGGAUAGUUAAGUUAGUUAGUUAGUCCCCUCUCCGCCUCGUCCACCCCGGGCGGAGUAAUCUUGUUUGUGUUUACGGGUGUGAUUUGUUGUCGCACGCGUUCUCGCCGCACACAGCGGACUCGCGUGCACGGGUUCGUCCUCCGCCCGCACGAGCGAAUCCGUACCUUCGCGUGCGCCUGUUCGACCUGCCGUAAAGCGCGUGGCCCCUCAUACUGGGCAACAUGGAACGGAAGUGAAGUUGACAAUUUUGGGAAGAAACUAAAAGCCCCUAUUGAAAGUUGAUUACAUCAGAACUCCUGCCGCUCCAGCCAGGAGACUCCAGUAGUGACAUCCCGUGGAGCCACAGAUCAAAGGCGAGGGGGCUGUUUCACCACUGCUGGACCUGAAGAUUGCUUUAAAUAAGCAAGUCUUUGUGGAAGGUUUCUAAGUCAUGAUGCAAGAAUCUCGGACGGAGGCGACGAGUAACGGACCAGCCAGUCAAAAUGGUGGAGCGAGCAUGGAGGGUGGGUCCAGGGAAGGGCGACCUGAGAAUGCCACACCGUCAGUGGAGGUGACUGCGGUUGACCUCCUGCAUCUCCAGCAGCACCAGGCUCUACAAGUGGCACGGCAGAUACUCCUCCAUCAGCAGCAGCAGCAACAGCAACAGCAGCAACAGCAGCAACAGCAACAGCAGCAACAGCAGCAGCAGCAGCCUCAUCAACUACUGUCUCAACAAAACACUGGACGCAAAUCCCCCAAAGCCAACGACAAGCAGCAAAGCCUACAGGUUCCAGUGUCAGUGGCUAUGAUGACACCUCAAGUGAUAACUCCACAGCAGAUGCAGCAAAUCCUCCAGCAGCAAGUCCUGAGCCCUCAGCAGCUCCAGGUUCUUCUCCAGCAGCAGCAGGCCCUCAUGUUACAACAGCAGCAACUCCAAGAGUUUUACAAGAAGCAGCAGGAACAGCUCCACCUCCAGCUCCUACAGCAGCAGCAUGCAGGCAGCAAGCAGAGUAAAGAGCAGCAGGUGUCAGCACAGCAGUUGGCCUUCCAGCAGCAGCUCCUGCAGGUCCAGCAGGUCCAGCAGCAGCAUCUACUCAACCUUCAGAGGCAGGGUCUGCUCACCAUCCAGCCCGGACAGACUGGCCUGCCACUGCACUCCCUCACUCAGGGCAUGAUUCCAGCUGAGCUGCAGCAACUGUGGAAGGAGGUGACGAACGCUCAUGUGAAGGAGGAGCACAACAGCAGCAGCAACAACGGCCACCGGGGCCUUGACCUGUCCUCCCCGGCACCGCCAAAGAACCCACAUCUCAACCAGCACUCCUCCACCAACGGGCAGUAUAUGAGUCACAAGAGAGAAGGAACCACGCUAGAGGAGCACUCCCACCACAGUCACCCUCUCUACGGUCACGGUGUUUGCAAGUGGCCCGGAUGUGAGGCAGUGUUUGACGAUUUCUACUCAUUCCUCAAGCAUCUUAACAAUGAGCACGCCCUGGAUGACAGGAGCACGGCCCAGUGUCGGGUGCAAAUGCAGGUCGUACAACAGCUGGAGCUGCAGCUAUUGAAAGACAAAGAGCGUCUGCAAGCGAUGAUGACGCACCUUCAUGUCAAGUCCACGGAGCCCAAAGCCACCCCACAGCCGCUCAACCUUGUGUCCAGCAUCACGUUGUCCAAGUCAGCCCAUGAGGCCUCCCCUCCUCUGAGCCUGCCCCAGACACCGACCACACCCACAACACCCCUCACACCCCUAUCCCAGACCCACUCAGUCAUCACAGCCAACAGCCUCCACAGCGUGGGCCCCAUGCGACGGCGCUACUCGGAAAAGUACAACAUGCCCAUCUCUCCAGAUAUCAUUCAGAACAAAGAGUUUUACAUGAACGCAGAAGUAAGACCACCGUUCACGUACGCCUCGCUAAUAAGACAGGCAAUUCUGGAGUCUCCAGAAAAGCAGCUAACACUAAACGAAAUCUACAACUGGUUCACACGAAUGUUUGCAUAUUUUAGACGCAACGCAGCGACGUGGAAGAAUGCAGUCCGGCAUAAUCUUAGUCUUCACAAGUGUUUUGUGCGAGUAGAAAACGUAAAAGGGGCUGUGUGGACAGUCGACGAACUAGAGUUCCAAAAGAGACGGCCUCAAAAGAUCAGUGGAAGUCCAGCCUUAGUGAAGAACAUUCAGACCAGCCUGGGCUAUGGUCCGACCCUCUCUGCUGCCUUCCAGGCUUCAAUGGCAGAAAACAACAUACCUCUAUACACUACUGCUUCCAUUGGAAGUCCUACCCUCAACUCCCUGGCCAACGCCAUCCGCGAGGAGAUGAAUGGAGCGAUGGACCAUGGAAACAGCAACGGCAGUGACAGCAGCCCAGGACGCUCGCCCCUGCCAGCUAUGCAUCACAUCAGCGUUAAGGAGGAACCACUGGACCCCGAAGACCACGAAGGGCCCCUCUCCCUGGUAACGACUGCCAAUCACAGUCCGGAUUUCGAUCACCACAGAGAUUAUGACGACGACCAGGGCCACGAUGACAUGCUGUAAGGCUAAGAGCGGCCCCUCCCCUCCCCAGCCUCAGAGGCCGAGGCAGUCUGGGUCAUCUGGGAGACAGAAGCGCUCCGCAGAUAACAAACACUGAACUGCAGUCUCAGCCACUGAUGACAGCUCUCAAAUGUCUCCAAGUCAACUUUUUAGUGCCAUUACAAUACAUAGCAAAAACACACACACAAACAGAAACACAGAAUACAAGGCGUCUUUUUUCUGAUUCCUUUCAACUUUUGGUUUAAGUAAAGCUUAAAAAAGCAAACCUUCCUUUCUACCCAUGUGUCGGAUGGACUUGUUUGGUACGGGGGGGCGACGCCUUCGCGCUCCGACCCAGACCCUUGCUGCGCAGCCAGGACACGCUGCGCUCUGCGGACUGCGAGAGGGGUUUUGUCUCUCCCCCACCUACCCCCACUAUCUCUCUCCUUCUCUUCCACUCUCCCUCUGUCAGACACACACAUCUAACCACAAACUGAGGAGAGAGAGAGACGGACAAUGACUGACGUUUAAUUUACACCAUGUGCGUAGGUGUGUGUGAGGGAGAGCGAGUGCAGACUUCUGUUCAUUGUCACUGCCUUCAACACUUCUCAUUGGUUUGAUUCCAUCUGGGGUGGGAGGGAUGUUGCUUUUAUUCGGGUGUAUUUUGUGUUGGGGGUGAGAGGUUAUAAAAUAUCAACGUAAUGUGUUUUUUUUCAAUCAUUCAAUGCUGAUAUGGAUGUUGCAUCUAUUUUGUUGUUGUUUUUGUUUCUGUAAACUGAUCAGACCUCAUGCCCAUGCUGUGGAGAUUCUGUGUGGUCCGCACUUGAUGAUGAAUGUUUAUGAUUUCUUUUUCACCUUGUUCUUUUUUUAAACACACACACAUGAAGCAGAAUGUCUGAUACCGAGCAGUAUUUUUCUGUCAUUUAUUCCAAAAAUCAUCAUGGAAAUGAAAAAAAAAAGUCACCGCUCUGACAUGUAGCCCAGCCCUCACCCGCUCUUCUUCUUCUUCCUCCUCCUCAUGAAGUCCAUUGGCGAUGCACUACUCAUAAUGAAGGCUCUCUCCACGCAUCAAUGAAGAUUAAUUUAAGAUGCGAUGAAUGACAGAGAAAUCAUGCAGGUUUUGGUUUAUCCUUUACUUUAAAACAGCCCCAGCCACAGAGCAUGCUUAGCCGCAACACAAUUUCUGAUCACUUACAAGCUCCGGGGUCUUUUUUUUAUUAUGUAAAAUGAAAAUGUCAGGUGUGCACCGGCGAGAUAAAGAUUUCCACCAAUUAAUUGUGAUUUCAGAACACAACUGUCAUUGUUAAUCAAACUGUGUCUGGCUUUUUCCACUCUGUAAUUUCAUCCAGAGCUUGAAGAUAAAUUCCCACGUAGUUUUAUUUUGUAUCUUGCGCUUUGGUCUGAUCUUUUUUUAAGUUUUAGUGAUUGUUAAUAUAGAUGCACACGACUAAAUGCCCCUCUCUCCUUCUUCUUCAAGGGAACAAAGUCCCAGAGACUCGCAAUAAGACCGAAAACGUUGCACAUUCCAGCAUUUGACAGCCACCGUGAAAGGGCCCGGACGUACAGUACAUGCUGUGUUAGAGAGUGUGGAUACCUCGACGUUCAGUGUCACCCCCCCCCCCCCAAAAAAAGCCAAUGAGUUCUAGUCCACUUUGAACUGAGUGAUUUCCACAUGUGGUUUUAUGAUGCAGCAGCAAAAAUUCCAGCUUUCAUAGAUAGUCAAAUUUUAAAGAGACCAUGAGUUUCAAGACUGCAAUCAACCACUUUUAAAUUUGUAUUUAUUAUUAGUAUUAUUAUGAUCAUUUUAUGUUUUAUUUGGCUUUUUUUUGUUGUUGUUCAUGUGUUUUAUUAUCGUGUUCUGUGACUACCAAAGAUAAACUACAAAGUCAAUGUUGUGUGUUCCAUGCAAUAGCAGAUAGGCCAAAUAUGUCCCCUCCAUUCUCUCCCGCUGGACGACCUCAGCGGCUGCGGUCGAGCCGGUGGCAGACUGGAUCCAGGGCCAAGCUCCUCCAACUCAUUCACUUUUAUUAGAAAAGGACAAAAAAUAGAACCAAAGGGGGGCGUCCCGGACAGGACAAGCUGCGUUUGGCAGUGACCAAAUCUGACCGGGAGGUGCUGACAGUCUGACUCCAUGAUGAUGACCAAAUUAGGGAAACUUUUUUGUCUUUGGGCCAGUGAGUGGAAAGAGGGAGCUUUUCGGUCCGAAACAGAUUUGUCCGCAAAAUCAAGGGUGUGUUCUGUAGAUAACGCUGAAAAAAAAAAAUGUACUGGCAAAUGGGAAAAGCUUUGCAGAGAACAAUGUGAAAUGGAUUCUAUACUUCAACUGGACCACACAAUGAUUUGUUGUUUCUCUUCUUUUUCUUUCUUUACAUGUUUGUAUCCUUUGAAAUGAUUGUAUGCCACUUUUUAGGGGUUUUAGUGUCUUUAUGAGGGAAGACUUUAUGAUUGUGUUUAGUUUCUGUCAACUUAUUACUUUUUAUAUUAAAAAACACUCCUGUCAACUAAUAAGCUGGGUACAAGGUACUUUAUGGCAGUUAUUGUUAUCCUUUUUAUUUUUGUGUUCACCGCUCAUUAACUAAAAAGGGGCAAUCUGUGGUUUCCAGAAGAUGUAUUUAAUAUCCAGGCAGAUGUGGGAUGGGUCAGUCACAGCCGGCUCGGAUCGUGAGAACGGGGGCUGAGCUCAUCCACAAUUCCCCCCCCCCCCCCCCCCCAGUCAUCAUGCAGGCUGGUUUGUUUGGUAUUCAGAGAGGAGGACCAGCGCUGGUAGAUUAGAACAUUCUCAGCAUGUGUAGCCUGACAUUACUAAAGAUAACAGCAUGAGAAAAAGCCGUUAGUACGCAUACCUCAUUUCAAACCUAUAGGGAAUGAUUCAAUUAAACGAGAGAGAGAAAAAUAAAUAGAAAUAAACAAACAUUUCACUCAGUUGCACUUAGUCUUAUGUCUCGUAUGUGUAGUCCGAUACUGUAGAAAGAAAAAAUAAAAUAAAAAAAUGAAAUUAGAGCUUGUUUAUCUUAAAAGGUUUCAUCCUUUUUUUUUUUUUGCCAAACCAAUUCAAACCUCAGGCCUUUUGUUGGUGGAGAUAUCCUCCAGCUGUGUGUGGCACAUUCAUCCUGUCUGUCCUCUGAUGGGUGGUUUUAAGGGCGUUCCAAUAUUAGGUUGUACAUACAUGUCACUGUAGUCUUUGUCUUCUCCUCUAUCUCCUGUCUUUUCCUUUUUCUCCCUCUCCCUCUUUUCUUUUGUUUAAGAUAAAGAAAUACAUUUGUGUUAUGAUGUUUGCUUUAUCGCCACUGCUUUGUAUUAACUAUGAAAAAGCUAUGAGAAAAAAAAACUGCUGUAUGUAUUGGAAUAGCAAACUGUGCUGCAAAUGUUUUACUUAGUAAUCCUUGCUUUAAAAAAAAAAACAAAAAAAAGAAAUUAAAAAAAAUCACAUCAUCCUUGCAGACAUGUGGGUGAGCUGGGCAGGGGCAGGCCGGGGGGGAGAUUAUCUCCCAUUUUGGAUUUUAAACUGUAAUAUAAAAAACAGACUUUUCUCUGUUAUCAUUGACCGAAGCAUUUUGUACAGAAUUCCCCCCCCACCCCCUCUUUGUGUUAAAGCUGUUUUUUGAUACUUCCUUUUGAUGGUCCAACCACUGCCUUGUGUGGCUCCAUGUGAAAGAUUACUGCUCUGAGAAAAAAGGGCACACAGGUAUAUUUCCUCUACGAGACGGUGGUAUCUUGCAUGACUGAUACCAGGGUCACAGAGAUGCUGGGUGGGUGGGUAUUGUUUUAAGUGGUCAGUAAUAAUAUAAGGGUGUAUCAAUCUAAUGAUAUUUUAUAUGAAAUUAAUAGGAAACAGAAGAAGAAAUAUGCAGUGCCAAGAUGUAAAGAAUAUAGUUAAAUGUUUUUUUGUUUUUUUUCUUUUCUUUGUUGUUUGCGAAAUUUCAUUUCCUUCAUUUAUCGGAGACGUGUUCUCCUCAUCAUCUGUCUCUUCAUCCAGGUAAAAGACACGGUUUUAUUAUAUAUAUAUAUGUUGUUUGGUUUUUUUUGCGCAAGCACAGCGGGCAGGUCAGAGGUGGAGGCUCCUGAGUCUAACGUCUUGCAAACUGAGGCUGUGUGGCGUCACAGCCCCCCGACAUCACACGUUGGUACCCGAGCCAAAACACGCCAUUGUCUCAACCAUCAGCGACCAUCCAGCCUGCUGUCAUUCCGUCCCCCCUCCUCCUCUUUUCUCCUUCUCUCACAUCACACUCUUGAUUUUCUCCACAUGGAGGAGGUGGUGGGGAGAGGGGGGGUGGGGUAGCAGCCGAGGAGCUGUCACGGUGCUCUCAUACUGCAGCAGCAGCUUGUCUUUCUUUCUCUUUCUGUCUAUUUCUUCUUUGAAGAUGUACUCUGUAGUUUCUGUUUUUUUUUAUAGAGAAAUAUUAUUGCUCAUCAUUUCCAUCGGUGUGUAACCUCCUCAUCAUUCCUUGUGUGUCUGAUGCAGACCACUCUGUUGUAGUCAGUUGCGAUGACUGACGUGAGCAUUCUAAACAUGCAAUAAAAUGCUGGUUGUUCAGACGAA